Molecule: messenger RNA, 3372 nt
Organism: Cydia pomonella (codling moth)
Lineage: Eukaryota; Metazoa; Arthropoda; Insecta; Lepidoptera; Tortricidae
Gene: BBS9
Product: protein PTHB1
Exons: 11
Coding region: 376-2907 (843 amino acids)
Biological process (GO): cilium assembly
Cellular component (GO): membrane; BBSome
Molecular function (GO): protein binding
Source: RefSeq, a predicted model, not a curated record
ACGGUCAGCAGCAUAAAUUGCUCUUACUGGCUUAAUGCUGUUGAUGAUGAAAUGAUGUGCUCUGUUUCUUUUUUCUAUAGAGAGGAACAAACUAAAGCUUGUAACUGUUGAAAAUAUUUAAUACGACAAAUAAAAAUCUUUCAAAUAUAAAUUUGUAAUUGUAGGCGCUUUGUUGACUUCCAGUGCUCGAAAAGAUGAUUGAUCAUAAGUAGGUAUUCUCAAAAUAGUUAGAUACAGCAUAUCACCGACCAAGUCAUUUUCCAUGAAUUCAGAAUGAACUUCCCAUGUGAAUGUUUUCAUUAAUCGUUGCCCCAGCAACAUGAAUCAGCUGCCCGGCUCCAACCAUUCUUGUUCUGACUGAAGUUUUAUAGCACAAUGUCUAUAUUCAAAGUAAAACAGUGGUGGUCAAAUAAUGAUUCAAGAGGAGACCAAGCUGAUGUGGGAACCCAAAAUGGUAGUUGUCUUAAAGUGGACAGAUUUAGCUCUCAUAGCGAUAGUGACUGUAUUGUUACUGGUGAAGGGUCAAUACUUAAACUUUACAAGCCGAAUCGUCAAGAUGCAUCGCAUAUUCUACUAGAAAAUAAUUUCAAUGUGCCUAUACUACAAAUUGAAACUGGGAAAUUCAUAGCUGGAAAAGAAGACAGACAAAUCUUAAUUCUUCAUCCACAAAGCUACGCCGUAUAUCAAUUAAACAGGAAGGAAGGCCACACAGAUGUCGGAGAUCAAAAUGCUCUCGAAUCGGUUGUUAAGCACUCGUUUACACGUCGAGCCUACAGCGUAACAUGCGGUCCAUUCGGAAAUAUUAAAACAAGGGACUUCAUAUGCGUUCAGUCUCUUGACGGUACUUUGAGCUUCUUUGACCAAGACACGUUUCUCUUCAUGUGCAUCUUUAACGAUGUUAUAAUCCCGGGCCCCGUUUGUUAUGUAGCUAGCUGCGAUUCUUUCGUUAUAUGCAAGUCGACGUGGGUGUUAGAAAUAUACAGUUAUCAGCAAUUGAGAGAGCUCAGUGAACUAACCGCUAGACAAAAUAAAAAGAGCAUCCCGCAGUGGGUUUACAAUGCCGGCGAGGAAGUGACGUCGCUACAGGCUAUCCAGACAAGCAGCAAUUUCUCAAGCAUCAUUGCCUUGGGUGAGAGACAUCUCUACUGCUUCCAAGACAAUGGUCUCAUGAAGUAUAUGAUCAAGUUUGAUUACAUGCCUAUUUGUUUCAACGCGUAUAUAAUUGGCUGGUAUUAUGAACCAGGAUCCCGUCUACUAGUAAUGGUCGCCUCUGAAGACUCCAAGCUUUUUGUUUACGAAAACACCACUUUACUAUGGUCCUGCGAUCUGCCCCAUUUUGCCAUAUCGAUAUCGCGGUGUUUCCUAAAGUUGCUACCAGGUGGCGUUGUCACGCUCUCCAAUAAUGGUACCAUUCAGGUUAGCUAUAUCGGGACGGAACCUGAUUUAAACGCGAAUGCUGGGUCGAUGAUAAAUGAUGUUAUGGAUCCGGAAGCGGUGCAAGCCGAGUUAGAUAAUGUCGAAGAGACGCUGCAGAGGAUUCUGGAAAGUAAUGAAGAAAUAAACGACCAAUAUCCUACAAUAGACAAAAUAAUAACGAUAAAGGCUGACGCCGAAAAACCAGUUCAAAAUGUAUUCCAAAAGUUCACGCAAGAUGACGCCUUACAUUUAUGCCCAGUUGUCCUCAUAAUAACAUGUGAAGACCCAAAGAUGGUACAAAGCAUUCAGAUCACAUAUGUGUGCUCUCCGCCCUUUGCCUGCUCCGAAUCUGUGAUAUGCUUAGAUAGUAUAAAUGGCACUGAAAUAGUGGAAACUCAAGUAUUUAUGUCCAGUGACGCAGAUAUCUCUGAUACCUUCGUUAGAAUCAUCCUGACUGUUACGGAUGCAAAAGGAAAGAUAGAUGUGUUGAAUAAGAAAGUGUUAUUGCCGGCGAGUUUGUACUGCGUGCCUAGCGAAGAUCAACAUGAGAAUAAUAAAGUGUUGUGUUUGACUGUGAAUAAACCUUGCAUUCAGUUUAACGAGAUAUUUACAGAUUUUUCGGAAGAAGAAAUGGCAGAACAUGGAGACUUAUCAGAAUCAGUAAAUUUCACAUACAAGAAUACGAAAAGGAAUGUAACAGUUAGGGCAGCGGAAAAACAAUAUUCACUAGAGGCGAAGGAAUUUUCAGAUAUUAUUGCGAUAUUAGACUAUUUAAUUAUAAAGUUAUCUGACCAUUACGCUAGGAUGGACAAGGCAGAUUUUCGCUACAAUUUUCAAUUCGACUCUGAAUUGAGCAAGCAGAUUAUUGUCAAGUUGCUAAAAAGUAUCGAAGUUCAUGCAAAGGAAAGAAUUAAGUUAAAAAGCUCGGAGAAUGAAUUGAACGUACUUCAAAGACAGUUCACGCUAGUUCAGAAAAGGCUACUAGUGCAAUACGGGUCUCUCCCACCCGGAGACUGCGAUCCCUUAGAGUACCUCAUGAAGGACACUCACAGCAGAUUGAUCACAUGCGUCAACGAUAUUAUACAGGGGAAGGAAGCCGUUUCUAGAGCGAGUGGCACUGUGGCUGCAGUUGGAAACCUCAUCGUGCGUAUUUUAAAACACACGGCGCCGGACACUUUUAAAAUAAAAUUAAUAGAAGAAAUGUUGGGGCUAAAUUCGUUAUAUGAAGAUUUUCAGGAAUUGGAAGAAACAGUUACACAAGCAUUAUCGUAUAUCGUUAACGAAGUGUUGAAAAAAUCGGAAAAGGAUAGAGAAAAAUUAGCACCAGUUACUGAGCAAGGAAUACUGUCUCAUAUUAAUUUGAAAAGGUUUUUGAAGCAGAUCAAAAUGAUUCUGGAUCGUAUGUUUGAUGAGGCGGGGGCGAGCGGAACUGAGACUGAUAAAGGAAAGGGAAAAGUUAUACGUAUUGAAGAGUUUGUGGAGGUGUUAUAAAUGUUCUAUGCCUAAUCAUGCCACGUUGGGACUCAAGUUUGUUAAAUAUAUACAUUUUAUCUUCACAUACCAAAAAUUAUUAACACGUUCACUGUCCCAAACUGAACUGUCAACCUUCCGGUUUUGUAAUAGGGAGCGUGCAUGAACUGUAGGAGGCAGCACAGGAGCCGUCAGAUUUUUGGCGCGAGGCGUAAAUGUGAUGUUUAUUGUUCCGAUGUAGCCCACAAGAUGGCAGAACCUACUAUGCACAAGACAACACGUGACGUGUAAAUGUACAUGUUUAUUGUUCCGAUUCAGGCCACAAGAUGGCAGACCCUCCAACGCGCACGGUCCCUAUAGACUUGCUGUGACCCAUAUAUGGGGCACGGACAGUGAAAGUGUUAAAAUAUAAGUGUGUAAGCUGUAACAUUCGUUAUCACCUUAAAUGUUUGAAUAAAUAGAUAUGAAUUUUCGUAAAAUGGUAAU